Molecule: messenger RNA, 1527 nt
Organism: Necator americanus (New World hookworm)
Lineage: Eukaryota; Metazoa; Nematoda; Chromadorea; Rhabditida; Ancylostomatidae
Exons: 1
Coding region: 1-1527 (508 amino acids)
Source: RefSeq, a predicted model, not a curated record
AUGAGAAUAUGUGGUCCAACACCAGCUUUGACUAUCUUCGUCGCUUACGCUCCAACAUCAAGCUACGAAGAAGAAGUCGAAGCUUUCUAUAUGGACCUAGAUAAGUUCUACCGAGAAGAUCAUGAUUUCUACAAGGUCAUAAUUGGCGAUUUCAACGCCAAAGUUGGCCCAAGAAGAACGCCUGAGCAACUCCACAUCGGGACCUACAGCCUGCAAUGGAAUGAACAGGGGGAGAGGCUCUCCGAGUUCAUCAUGACGACUAAGACCAUCCAUGGGAACUCGCAAUUCCAGAAGCCUUCCUCUCUACGCUGGACGUGGGAGUCACCCGGUGGAGGGUACCGUAAUGAAAUAGACCACACCAUCGUCGAUAAAAGGUUCUGCCUGACGGAUGUCGCCGUUGUACCAAAGUUCUAUACGGGAUCGGGCUAUCGCCUCCUUCGAGGAAAAUUUUCCUUCACAAGAAGAGCAGAGAAAGCCGCCAAGUACAGAGAGAGAAAUCCCAGGACUACCAUCAACUGGGAUCUCUUCGCUACGCUAGCCGGCUUUUGGGAAGAUUCCGCAAUGGACAACAUCGACGAAGAAUAUGACCGGCUUGUUGAACACCUUGACGACUGCGCGAAGAAGGCUGAGAGUUUUAAAACCACCAAGAGACGCCUGUCUCUUGAAACUCUUGAGCUGAUACGCCAGCGUGGGGCAGCACGAGCCGCAGGGAACCAAGAACUCACGUCCGUGCUCGCAAGGUUUUGCAGAGAGGCGAUAAAGGAAGACCUUAAAGAGAGAAGAGCAGAAGUGCUGGCUGAAGCUGCAGAGGCGAGGAAAAGCAUCCGCUAUGCCCGUCCAGACUUCGCCAGUCGCAAGACGAGGAUGACUGCUCUCCGGAUCCCAAAGGGAACAGCCAUUGCAUUGAGAAGGGGGAUGGAGAAAACCAUCUACGACUUCUACUCUGAUCUCUUCGACAGCCAUGUCCACUUGCCUCCUCACCACCUGAGGGAAGAUGGACAAGUCAUUCCAGAGGUUCUCCCGUCCGAAAUACGACAUGCUAUCAUGUCGGUAAGAAAUCGAACGGCACCCGGUCCCGACAGAAUAAGACCAGAACACCUGAAGAGCCUUCCGCCAGUACUCAUCAACACCCUAGCGAGGCUCUUUACACGUUAUCUGUCGGAAUGCAAGGUUCCUAAACAGUGGAAGACCAGCAAGACCGUGCUGUUGUAUAAAAAGGGAGAUCUACAUGACAUCCGCAACUAUAGCCCAAUCUGCUUACUAUCCGUCAUCUACAAGCUCUUUACAAGAGUGAUCCUUAAUAGGAUUGAAAAAGUCCUGGAUGAAGGACAGCCAUGCGACCAAGCAGGGUUUCGAAAAGGAUUCAGCACGAUUGACCACAUUCACACUGUUUCGAAACUCAUCGAGGUAUCACGAGAGUACAAGAUGCCGCUCCGUCUCACCUUCAUCGACUUGAGGAAAGCCUUCGACUCAGUUGAGACGGAAGCGGUCAUGGAAGCCUUGAACAACCAAGGCGUCCCUACUUAG